Messenger RNA from Ipomoea triloba (trilobed morning glory), 798 nucleotides. Its product is annotated as auxin-responsive protein SAUR36-like. The coding region runs from base 202 to 657 and encodes 151 amino acids. The record is from RefSeq and is a predicted model, not a curated record. The transcript has a single exon. NCBI's taxonomy places the organism in Eukaryota, Viridiplantae, Streptophyta, Magnoliopsida, Solanales, Convolvulaceae. Gene Ontology annotation, biological process: response to auxin.
UCCCCUAUAUAUACAUGCAAAUUCAUACCCAUAUAUGAACAUGCAGCAAUAUUUCUAUCCUGACUAUUUCUGAACCUCAUCUAUCAAUCUACCCUAUUCAUGCACCUAUCCUAUUUCUAUUCUUAAUUUCAGCCACCUCCUCCUCCUCCGCCUAAUCUCUCCGCCCCUUCGCCGCCGUUUAUUCGUCGCCCCGCUAUCACAAUGGCAGAAUUUGUCGCAGGGGAAAAAAGAAAGGCAUGCGGGAUCCGCCGCAUCGUGAGGCUAAUGGGAUUCGCGCGAAAAUGGAAACGCGCCUCCCGUAACAAUAAUUCCCGAUCGACGACGACGACUAGCGUUUCGCCGUUGACGAAGGCGGCGCCGGCGAAGAAAUCGGCGACGGACAUGCCGAAGGGGUAUAUGGGGGUGUACGCGGGGCAGGGGGAGCUGAGGAGGUUUAUAAUUCCGACGACCUAUUUAAGCGAUCCACUUUUUAAGGUUUUGCUGGAGAAAGUGGAAGAGGAGUUCGGGUUUGAUCACCUUGGGGGGCUUAUAAUUCCGUGCGAAAUCGAGACCUUUAAAUAUUUGCUGAAAUGCAUGGAGAUUCACCAGAGAGAUCAAUGCCGCGGCGGCGCUGCUGCUCCUACACUAUCGCAGUCUACGGCGGCGAAUGCGGCCUAGAUAGCAAUAAUGCCAUUUGUUGCGGCGUAGAUUAUAUUGAUUGAUGAGAGUUAGAGAUAAAAUCUAUUAUAUUGCUGCAUGCAUGUUUUUCACUAGUUUUUUUCAUUCUCAAUAAAAAAAAAACAUUAUAUUGUUGCCACU